UUAUAACUUGAUUCUAAAAGUCGUCUUCUUAUUUCAUAGAUUUCUGGUUAUCACUGUAUGAUUAAUAUUUGAUAAGUGCACAUGUUCUGCACCACCUGCUCUUUCCCUCCAUUUCCCAAUGAUAACCUCUAUAGAUAAGAAUAGAACCCUUGUUAAACCUAUUGAUCCUUAGUGUUGAUGACAUACCAUGAAACCAUACACACUUCUUAGUCUAUCCAGGCUAUCCUAACUGCAAGGUUGGACAUCUAGAAACAAAAUGCGGGAAUGUUUAUCUAUUCACAUUGGACAGGCUGGUGUUCAGAUGGGGAAUGCCUGCUGGGAGCUCUAUUGUCUUGAACAUGGUAUUCAACCGGAUGGAAUGAUGCCGACUGAUGCCAGUAUUGGACAGGCCGACGACUCCUUCAAUACCUUCUUUGCAGAGACAAAUUCAGGAAAACAUGUUCCUCGGGCGGUAUUUGUAGAUCUAGAACCAACGGUGAUUGAUGAAGUUCGCAUGGGGACAUACCGUCAGUUGUUUCAUCCAGAACAAUUGAUUACGGGGAAAGAGGAUGCCGCCAAUAAUUAUGCGCGAGGUCAUUAUACUAUUGGAAAGGAACAAAUUGAGGUUACUGUAGAUAGAAUCAGAAGAAUGGCAGAUAACUGUUCAGGUCUUCAGGGAUUUUUGGUUUUCCAUUCGUUUGGAGGAGGUACAGGCUCUGGAUUUGCUUCUUUACUGAUGGAGCGCUUGUCUGUAGAGUAUGGAAAGAAAUCAAAGCUUGGAUUUUCCAUUUACCCAGCUCCUCAGGUGUCUACAGCUAUUGUGGAGCCCUACAAUGCUGUUUUGUAUACGCACACAACAUUGGAGCAUUGCGACUGUGCCUUUCUUGUUGAUAACCAGGCAAUAUAUGAUAUCUGCCGAACUAAAAUGGACAUUUCAAGGCCUACUUAUACCAACCUGAAUCGUCUGAUUGCUCAAAUCUUAUCCUCAAUUACCGCAUCUUUACGGUUUGAUGGUGCUUUAAAUGUUGAUCUCAAUGAGUUUCAGACCAAUCUUGUACCCUACCCAAGAAUUCACUAUCCAAUGGCAACAUAUGCUCCUGUUAUAUCAUCAGACAAGGCCUUUCAUGAAAAACUAGGCGUUGAUGAAAUAACCCGGGCUUGUUUUGAACCGGAGAACCAAAUGGUCAAGUGUGAUCCAAGGAAAGGGAAGUACAUGGCGGUUUGUUUAUUAUACAGAGGAGAUGUAGUUCCCAAGGAUGUUAAUGCUGCCAUUGCUGCGAUCAAAAUAUCAAAAACAAUUCAGUUUGUAGAUUGGUGUCCCACAGGGUUCAAAGUAGGCAUUAAUUACCAGCCUCCCACAACAGUGCCAGGGGGUGAUCUAGCCAAGACCAAUCGUGCUGUUUGCUGUCUCUCUAACACCACAGCAAUAAUGGAAGCCUGGGCCAGACUUGAUCAUAAGUUUGAUCUAAUGUAUGCCAAGCGGGCAUUUGUGCAUUGGUAUGUCGGAGAAGGAAUGGAGGAAGGAGAGUUUGCUGAAGCCCGUGAAGAUCUCGCAGCUCUUGAGCUGGAUUAUCAAGAGGUUGGAACUGAAAACUAUAGUGAUGAAGAAGGAGAUGAAUACACUGGACAAUACUCUUAUACUUAGUUUUUUAAUUCUCUGAUAUAUGUUAAUCCUUCUUCAAAUAAAAAUGUAAAUGUCCAUAACCACCUUCUUGUUUAAUUAACAUAAUAAAUAAAUAAAUUUAUGCUUC
Messenger RNA from Eurytemora carolleeae, 1730 nucleotides. Its product is annotated as tubulin alpha chain. The transcript has a single exon. Bases 257 to 1624 code for a protein of 455 amino acids. Gene Ontology annotation, biological process: microtubule cytoskeleton organization; mitotic cell cycle. Lineage: Eukaryota; Metazoa; Arthropoda; Copepoda; Calanoida; Temoridae. Gene Ontology annotation, molecular function: GTP binding; structural constituent of cytoskeleton. Gene Ontology annotation, cellular component: cytoplasm; microtubule. The record is from RefSeq and is a predicted model, not a curated record.